Molecule: messenger RNA, 1533 nt
Organism: Panicum virgatum (switchgrass)
Lineage: Eukaryota; Viridiplantae; Streptophyta; Magnoliopsida; Poales; Poaceae
Product: fructose-1,6-bisphosphatase, cytosolic
Exons: 11
Coding region: 274-1305 (343 amino acids)
Biological process (GO): gluconeogenesis; fructose 6-phosphate metabolic process; sucrose biosynthetic process
Cellular component (GO): cytoplasm; cytosol
Molecular function (GO): fructose 1,6-bisphosphate 1-phosphatase activity
Source: RefSeq, a predicted model, not a curated record
UUCCGUUGGAGCUCCGCGGCCCUUGGCUCCCAGCCUCACUUUCCGCUCGCCCGCCGCGCCGCGCUACCCCACCCGGCACCGCCAGAGGAAAACCACCGCGCGACACGUCACGCCGAUGCCAGCCACCCACCCAGCUCCCGGCCGCGCCGGUAAGCUCGUGUCCCGCUCGCUCUGCACUGCGCGAUCACUAGCUACUUCAGCUAGCUAGCUAGCCAGCCAGCCGAACGAAGAGGGAGGGUGGGCAGCGAGCGCGGCGGCGGCGGCGGCGGCGAGAUGGACCACACGGCGGACGCGCACCGGACGGACCUGAUGACCAUCACGCGGCACGUGCUGAACGAGCAGAGCCGGAACCCCGAGUCCCGCGGCGACUUCACCAUCCUGCUCUCCCACAUCGUCCUCGGCUGCAAGUUCGUCGCCUCCGCCGUCAACAAGGCCGGGCUCGCGAAGCUCAUCGGACUCGCCGGCGAGACCAACGUCCAGGGAGAGGAGCAGAAGAAGCUGGACGUGCUGUCCAACGAGGUGUUCGUCAAGGCCCUCGUCAGCAGCGGCCGCACCUGCAUACUUGUGUCGGAGGAGGACGAGGAGGCAACCUUCGUGGAUCCUGCGCUGCGUGGGAAGUACUGCGUCUGCUUUGAUCCGCUUGAUGGCUCCUCCAACAUCGACUGUGGCGUUUCAAUCGGAACGAUCUUUGGGAUUUACAUGAUCAAGGACAAGGACAAUGUGACGCUGGAGGACGUGCUCCAGCCUGGAACGAACAUGCUUGCUGCGGGAUACUGCAUGUAUGGCAGUUCUUGCACGCUUGUUCUGAGCACUGGGAGUGGUGUCAAUGGCUUCACACUUGACCCAUCACUUGGCGAGUUCAUACUGACUCAUCCAGACAUCAAGAUACCUAAGAAGGGAAAGAUUUAUUCAGUCAAUGAAGGGAAUGCCAAAAAUUGGGAUGCGGCUGUUGCGAAGUUUGUGGAGAAGUGUAAAUACCCCAAAGAUGGUUCGCCACCUAAAUCUUUGAGAUACAUUGGAAGUAUGGUUGCUGAUGUUCACCGUACCUUGCUCUAUGGGGGUGUAUUUUUGUACCCUGCUGACAAGAAGAGCCCGAAUGGAAAGCUCCGUGUUCUGUACGAAGUUUUCCCCAUGUCAUUCCUCAUGGAGCAGGCUGGAGGUCAGUCCUUCACAGGCAAAGAACGGGCUCUUGAUCUGGUCCCAACCAAGAUCCACGAGAGAUCCCCGGUAUUCCUCGGCAGCUACGACGACGUGGAAGAGAUCAAAGCAUUGUACGCCGAACUGGCAAAGACAAGCUCGGCUUGAUCAGGGCAUCAUACGAGGUGUAAAUCGACUUCCUGGCCUUGCUGUAACUUGAUUCAGACAUUUCUUACCUUUGUGUCGUCUUAAGCUUGUAAGAUUCAGUAUAAUAGUAUGGAGGCCUUGAACAUCUUCACAAGCAACUAAAAAGGCCUCCUUACAAGUUACAACAUGACGCUAAUACAUACAUGUAUACAUCUCUAGCAGCUAAGUCUUGUGUUCUCUGGCUAAGCA